This is a messenger RNA of Linum trigynum, 3001 nucleotides long. NCBI's taxonomy places the organism in Eukaryota, Viridiplantae, Streptophyta, Magnoliopsida, Malpighiales, Linaceae. The record is from the annotation of a GenBank genome assembly.
AACGAUGUUACCGGAAGGAAAGACUGCCGGGGGACUGGAAGUGGAGCACUCAGCGGGGCUAGCAUCAGCAAAACACACUGGGUGAUAGAAACCAUAGUUCCAAGUGGACAAACCAAAAAUAAACGAAAGGAAAACAUCGUUCCCCGGCAACGACACCAAAAACUUGACACGAUAAAACACAACACCAAACUGCGACCAAGUGUAAUCGCAGUCUGGAAAUGCAGUAACAGGCAAGCUCUAAUUGUCAACCCGGGGUCUAGAUCUACUGCCUACUCUGUGAAUAUCUAUUAUCUACCAAACUAAGCCGAGUAAUUCUGGGUGAAAUACAGGCUAAAUUAUCGUCGUAAUCAUGGUCUGCCCGUAAUUCACCCAAAACGCGCGUUUCACUAAACUCUGAGGAAGGUCAUUACGGUCGUAAUUACCCAAUUACUGCCAAUAUUUAAGUAAUUACAACCGUAAAUGAGUCCACUCUUGCCCGUAAUUUGCUCUGCGACAGGAAUUCUCAGGGAUUUAGGCUUGGCAUUCCAUUUACGGGCAUGACAGAAGCAAUUACACCCGUAAUUGGGCAGGGGCUGCCCGUAAUUCUUCCUCCGCUCCUGUUUAAUGCUUCGUUUCUCCCUCGUCCGGACUCCGAAUCAGUCACUGUUUGAACCCAGACGCUCGUAGUCUCGUCCUCUUUAUUUUCAUAACAAACUUCCACGAUUAUUUGUCCAUAAAAUGAGGUAGAAAUCCAUUAUUCCUCAGGCCAUGCUCGUGUUUCUUCUCCCGAAUUGCCAAAUGAAUUCCGAUUGACUUGAAACUUGCGCCUUUGCUUCAAUUUACAUGCUAGGACCUGAAAUGUGACAAAGGAACACAACCUAGCGUAAAAUAGUCCAAGAAAUCAAAAAAUCUAGCCAAAAUGAUGAAGAAACGAGGGUGCAAACAUGUGCAAAUACGACGUUAUCAGAUGGGUUUCCCCUUCCCCUCUCUUUUCUUGAUGAGUUUGUUUGUCUCUUUGCAGUUUCGUUCAUGGCCUCUGUCAUUAUUAUCUUUGGUUUCGGGUGAUUUGCUGGACGAGAGAAUUACUUUUGUAUGGCGGGCUUUCUUGACCACUCGAUGAGUCAUCUCAGUUCUUUCUUUUCAUAAUUUUGUAUUGGAUUGAGGAUUGGAGUUUAUCUUGGCUUUUAGAGGAAUUCCACCACUUAUUAACAGUGUUAUUUUUGUUUGAGCAUGGUCCUUCUGUUUAGUAUGUAUAUUUGAUUGAUGGGUUAAAGCCCCCAAUACUCUUUCCACUUUCACCUUGAAUUGAUUUUUGUUUGAGCAGUUCUUCAAUACAGAAGCUUAAAAUUGUUUUGCUGUCAACAACUAUACAUGUAUUUUGUGAUCAUUUAUGUUGAAUUUUUCCAUAGAUGUUAACCAAUUGUUGUUGAAAUUCAAUUGCAGGUCCUGACUUGGCAAGUUCUCCAAAAAGCUUCAAAAGAGAAAUCAGGAGGUACUGUGCUCUAGUCCGGAAAUGAUGAAGAUAAAAAAAACAACUCAACAUUCUCAGGGAUGGCCAGAAUUAUUGACACAGAAAGUGGGAGGUGCUCCAAACUAAAUGUUCAAGUUCAACAGAAAUGAUAGCGUAAAUAGCAAAGGCAACCCUGGACUUGGAGUGUUGUUCGUGAUUGGAAAUAUUAGUGAUGCGUCCAGUGUUAAAGCUUCCGGAUGCCGAGUCCUAGGAAGGGAGAUGGUUAGGUUUGAAAGUUCAGCUUUUGGUUGUUUCCUCUUCGCGUUCUUGAUAACGAUGUCCCGGACGUCGAAGGAAAGGCUAAGCACGAGUUUCGGGGAAUUCGGAAGUCAUUCGGUUGAGCUGGAGCCAAAGCAUAGUGGUAAAUUGAUUCUGCGUGCUGGUGACGAACAUGCUACUUUUUCUGUGUCUGAGAAUGGGAAACACUCCCAUUUGCAUGAUGACAUAGAUUACUGUGAUGUGCUUGCUGAUUUUGAGACCGUACUCGCUAUAAUGAGUGCGGGUACUGACGAUGCUCUUGAGCGUUGUAUUUUGCUAGGUGAGCAGGCAUCGCAGGAGCCGCAGCUGGCGGAGCAGUUGGCCGAGCUGGAGAGUGGCACAUCCCUGGACGGCGACCAGCUGUUCAAACCGAUCUCAUCAUCACCCCGCAUCACUACCUCCUUGGAGGAACCACCAGAGCUGGAGCUAAAGCCCCUCCCUCCUCACUUGGAGUAUGCAUUUCUCCGGGAGGGGAAUAAGCUUCCAGUCAUCAUCAGCUCGACCCUCACACCCGAGCAGAAAGAAAGACUGGUGGCCUUGUUGAAACGGCACGAGCGUGCUCUAGCGUGGAAGAUCACAGAUAUCCGGGGGAUCAGCCCCUCCUUCUGCUCCCACCGGAUACUGAUGGAGGAUGAGAUGAUGAUAAUGAGACAGCCGUAGAGAGGACUGGCACCAAACAUGGAGGCUGUAGUUCGGGCAGAGAUCGUGAAGCUGCUGGACGCGGGGAUCAUCUUUGCCAUUUCCGACAGAGAGUGGGUCAGUCCCACCCAGGUGGUACCCAAAAAGGGUGGGAUGACUGUGGUGCCUAACAAGAAGAAUGAGCUCAUCCCGAUGCGCAUGGUGACCGGGUACCGUGUCUGCAUUGAUUACCAGCGUCAGAACGACGCCACUCGGAAGGACCACUUCCCGCUGCCGUUCAUUAACCAGAUGCUGGAGAGACUGGCGGGGCACGAGUUCUACUGUUUCCUGGAUGAGAUGUCCGAGUACUUCCAGAUACCCAUUGCACCGGAGGACCAGGCAAAGACCACUUUCAGCUAUCCCUUCGGCACAUUUGCCUACCGGAGGAUCCCAUUCAGGCUAUGUAACGCCCCCGCCACUUUUCAGCGAUGUAUGCUCGCCAUCUUUGACCGUCUGGUCGGCGAGAUUAUGGAGGCGUUUAUGGACGACUUCUCGGUUUACGGAGACUCAUUCUCUCACUGUCUCCAUAACCUGGAACUCGUCCUUAAACGGUGUGAAGAAACAAACCUGGCACUG